Bicyclus anynana (squinting bush brown) is the source of this 1213-nucleotide messenger RNA. It is a transcript of the gene Lfg, whose product is annotated as protein lifeguard 1. Gene Ontology annotation, cellular component: membrane. The record is from RefSeq and is a predicted model, not a curated record. Bases 52 to 783 code for a protein of 243 amino acids. The transcript has 6 exons. NCBI's taxonomy places the organism in Eukaryota, Metazoa, Arthropoda, Insecta, Lepidoptera, Nymphalidae.
UAUCAGUAUGUCUCAUAUCAGUGACUGUGGCGUACGAUAAAACGGCUAACCAUGGCGCAGGGACAGCAAACAUAUUAUGGACCCGGCAGUUAUGGUGAGGAUCAGGUGGAGGCCUUCGACUUUACCGAAGCGAGUAUACGAAGAGGUUUCAUUAGAAAGGUGUACGCGAUCCUAAUGUGUCAGCUUCUCAUCACAAUGGGGUUCAUAGCGUUGUUCCUGUUCCACGAAGGGACGAGUCAGUUUGUGAGACAAAAUCCAUACCUUUUCUGGAUAGCACUGGUGAUACUGAUAGUCUGCCUCAUCUCCAUGGCGUGCUGCACCGAGGUGCGCCGCACUGCGCCGAUGAACUUCAUCUUCCUCGCGCUGUUCACGCUGGCGCAGAGCUUCCUGCUCGGCGUGGUCACCAGCGCUUACAGCGUGGAUGCGGUGAUGAUGGCAGUGGGUAUCACAGCGGCGGUGAGCCUGGGUCUGACACUGUUCGCCUUCCAGACCAAGUGGGACUUCACCAUGAUGGGCGGCGCGCUCGUCGCCUUCUCCAUAGUCCUGCUGGUCUUCGGUAUCCUAGCGAUAAUCAUCAGAAACAACAUUCUAACAAUAGUGUACGCGGCCGCCGGCGCUCUAAUCUUCUCCCUCUAUCUUGUCUAUGACACUCAGCUAAUGAUGGGAGGGAAACACAAGUACAGCAUCUCCCCCGAGGAGUAUAUCUUCGCUGCUCUGAACCUCUACCUGGACAUAGUCAACAUUUUCUUGUUCAUAUUGACCAUUAUUGGCGCAACGAAGUGAUGCCUCUUUAUAACACACUUUCAAAGAGGCGGAGGUUCUCAAAUCAAAGUACAUUUUAUGUGCCUAUUUAAUACCUAUAGUCUAUGAUCUUUUGAUCUAUGAUGCUGCCACAGACUACUUACAAAACGAAGAUUUUAUACUAUAGAUUUAUGUCACUAUCGCGUCGAAACUGAGGCGAACAAUGGCGGUUUUAGUAAAAUUAGUUUAGUCAAUCUACCUAAAUUUGUAAAAAAAAUAUUUGGUGUAUCUUCAAAGGGUUCUAUAUUUAUGGAUAGCAAACAUCCUUGCAAUUUCGUGAAACUAGAUCUCCUGUAAAAAUAAUGUACUAGCAUAAGUGAUAUGCAUUGACAAACUAUUGUGUCAUUAUCCUCUCUACUUUAUUUUUAAGUUCUAAGGAUAGCAUUGUAAUAUAAAUAAAUUGUUUAUUUUA